UUAAGAGUAUCUGUCGACAUGUCUGGAAGAGGUAAAGGCGGGAAAGGACUCGGGAAAGGAGGCGCUAAGCGUCACCGAAAGGUUCUUCGCGAUAAUAUCCAGGGAAUCACUAAACCCGCUAUUCGUCGUCUUGCUCGUCGUGGGGGUGUCAAGCGUAUUUCUGGCCUGAUCUAUGAAGAGACCCGCGGUGUGUUGAAGGUGUUUCUGGAGAACGUCAUCCGUGAUGCUGUGACUUACACUGAACACGCCAAGAGAAAGACCGUCACCGCCAUGGAUGUUGUGUACGCGCUGAAGCGACAGGGACGCACUCUGUACGGGUUCGGCGGUUAAAAGAUCCACGAAGAAGAAAAACCCAACGGCUCUUUUAAGAGCCACCCACAUUUACACACAAAGAACGAAUUUCUAGUUGUUGAAAUGUAUAGCAACGUAAAUUAAGGAUUUAUUUUAAAAGAGAAAAAAAUGAUAAGUGAGAAAAGAAUAGAUAAAUACCGGACAAAAUAAAACGUUUGAUAUUUUCACAUAGUCAACUUGUUUAAACAGAUGAUUAAGAAAACAAUUUUAUCUAGUUUUUAAUGUAUUAUAAAUUAAAAAAUAAAAUAAGAGCUGUUGACCUCAGGCAGCAUAGUACCACAGUGGAACACAAACUAACAAACCAUCAAAUCAAGUUACCAUAUCCAUCUUCAUCCUCAUCUUCACUCUCCUUGCUGGAUUCACUAUAACCUCAUCAUGAUACAACCUCCUCACCCUCAUCAACAGCCAGCUGUGUUUUAUACC
Molecule: messenger RNA, 774 nt
Organism: Pimephales promelas (fathead minnow)
Lineage: Eukaryota; Metazoa; Chordata; Actinopteri; Cypriniformes; Leuciscidae
Product: histone H4
Cellular component (GO): nucleosome
Molecular function (GO): protein heterodimerization activity; DNA binding; structural constituent of chromatin
Source: RefSeq, a predicted model, not a curated record